Aspergillus melleus is the source of this 348-nucleotide messenger RNA. It is a transcript of the gene SMD2, whose product is annotated as mRNA splicing protein SMD2. Gene Ontology annotation, biological process: RNA splicing; spliceosomal snRNP assembly. Bases 1 to 348 code for a protein of 115 amino acids. The transcript has 5 exons. The record is from RefSeq and is a predicted model, not a curated record. NCBI's taxonomy places the organism in Eukaryota, Fungi, Ascomycota, Eurotiomycetes, Eurotiales, Aspergillaceae. Gene Ontology annotation, cellular component: U4/U6 x U5 tri-snRNP complex; U2 snRNP; catalytic step 2 spliceosome. Gene Ontology annotation, molecular function: RNA binding.
AUGUCUACCGAUCCAAAGAUCCAAGACCUGCUCAACAAGCCUAAGAGCGAGCUCACUGAAUAUGAAGUUUCUCUCGUCGAGGAACACGAGCUCACCUCCGGACCGCUCUCUCUUCUCCAGACCGCGACGCGCACACACACCCAGGUGCUGAUCUCGUGCCGAAACAACCGCAAGCUCCUCGCUCGAGUCAAGGCCUUCGACCGCCACUGCAACAUGGUACUAGAGAACGUGAAGGAGAUGUGGACGGAGAAGCCCAAGGGCGGAAAGGGCAAGGGCGUGAACAAGGACCGCUUCAUCAGUAAGAUGUUCUUGCGUGGCGAUUCGGUCAUCCUGGUCCUGCUCAGCUGA